This is a messenger RNA of Acanthisitta chloris (rifleman), 994 nucleotides long. It is a transcript of the gene LRRC38, whose product is annotated as leucine rich repeat containing 38. The coding region runs from base 113 to 994 and encodes 293 amino acids. The record is from RefSeq and is a predicted model, not a curated record. NCBI's taxonomy places the organism in Eukaryota, Metazoa, Chordata, Aves, Passeriformes, Acanthisittidae. The transcript has 2 exons. Gene Ontology annotation, molecular function: potassium channel activator activity; voltage-gated potassium channel activity; transmembrane transporter binding. Gene Ontology annotation, cellular component: voltage-gated potassium channel complex.
UCCUGGAUACAAUCACACACACACACACACAAGUACCAGGCACUCCUGCUCAGCUGAGCAAAAUGUCUUUCUCCUAGAAGUGGUGCUCAUCACAGCGUUCAGAUCCUUGACGAUGUUGCCAUGCUUUCCUUUCUGCCUCCUGCCUUUUGCUGGCUUUGCCUGCCUGCUUUUCCUACCCGGGGGUCAUCUCUGCCCUGCUGUCUGUAGCUGUAUGGACUACCACACCAUAGAUUGCCGGGAUCAAGGACUCCCAAGUGUUCCUAAUCCCUUUCCAUUGGAUGUACGGAAACUUCUUAUAGCUGAUAACAACAUUCAGGCGAUACCAGCUGAUUUCUUUAUAUUUUAUGGAGAUCUAGUCUAUUUGGACUUCAGGAAUAACUCCCUCACCUCUUUAGAAGAGGGCACUUUUAGCAGUUCUACCAAACUGGUGUAUUUAGACUUAAGCUACAAUAAUUUAACACAGCUUGAUGCUGGGAUAUUCAAAGCAGCAGAGAAACUGAUAAAGCUGAGCCUUGGAAACAAUAACCUGGUGGAUGUGGAUGAGGCUGCUUUUGAGAACCUGGAACAGCUCCAAGUGUUAGAAUUGAAUGACAAUAACUUACAAAGCCUAAACGUGGCAGCCCUGGAAGCUCUGCCCUCCCUGCGGACUAUACGCUUGGAGGGCAACCCUUGGGUCUGUGACUGUGACUUUGCCAAUCUUUUCAGCUGGAUACAGGACAAUGCAUCCAAGCUCCAGAAAGGUCUCCACGAAAUCCAGUGUUCCCUGCCUGUAGAAAACAGAAGAAUCUUUCUGAAUGAAUUAUCUGAGGUCAGCUUUAGUGAAUGCAAAUUCAGCUUGUCAUUGACUGACCUUUUUAUCAUCAUCUUCUCUGGAGUUGCAGUCUCCAUUGCUGCUAUUCUCUCCAGCUUCUUCCUAGCAACCCUAGUGCACUGCUUCCAAAGAUGUGCUCCCAGCAAGGAUGACGAUGAUGAUGACGACGACAGUGAGGACUGA